This is a messenger RNA of Helobdella robusta, 555 nucleotides long. RefSeq lists its product as hypothetical. Bases 1 to 555 code for a protein of 184 amino acids. Lineage: Eukaryota; Metazoa; Annelida; Clitellata; Rhynchobdellida; Glossiphoniidae. The transcript is spliced from 2 exons. The record is from RefSeq and is a predicted model, not a curated record. Gene Ontology annotation, molecular function: protein dimerization activity.
AUGUCUAUGAGACAAUAUCCCUCAGGUGCAAAAAAACGUGAUAUUCAAAAGAAAAGAAAAGCAGAAGAUGCGAAAAACGAAGGCGCCUUGACAUUUUUAGCGAAACGACCGGUAACCCCAUCAUCAGAAACUACUCAAACUCAAACAGAAAUAACAGCUGGUAAUCAAAGUGCAGUCGUCUCGGCAAUAGCCAGUAUGGAUUUUGAGUCCUAUCCAACAGAAUUGCCAGAAUCUGAACCGCCGGCUGAAGAAGAAGGCGCAAAAUCUCUGGUAGAGAUGUACCAGCUUAUAGUGGUGGGUGGACUACAAUUUACAUUUCCCAAUGUGGAAAUCCUUCUAAGAAUCUUUCUCACCAUUCCUAUAUCAAACGCAACUGGAGAACGGUCAUUUUCUGUGUUGAAAAGGAUUAAGAAUUACUUGCGGAAUUCCAUCAGCCAAUGUAAGCUGGGAGAUUUGUCUAUUUUAUGCAUUGAAUCAAAGGAGACAUUAGAAUACGAUUUCAAUGCGCACAUUGACUCCUUCGCGAAAUUGAAGAGCCGGAAAAAAGUUAUAUAA